AUGAAGCAAUGGGUUAUCGAACAUCCAGACAAGGAAAUGAAAGGUAUGAAAUUGGCCGAAGUUCCUCUUCCUCAGGUUGGUGGUCGUGGGGUCUUGGUGAAAUUCCAAGCGGCUGCUCUUAAUUACCGCGAUUGUGCUAUCGCAAAGGGGACAUUUCCAUUUGCUCACAAAUAUCCCAUCGUGCCUGUUUCCGAUGGCACUGGUGUGGUCGUCCAAGUUGGCCCUGAAGUUAGAGAAUUUAAAGAAGGUGACAUAGUCAUGACUAUCUUUAAUCAGGGCCAUCAGUAUGGCGACAUUGAUCCUUAUGCCGCAUCAACUGGUGUUGGCGGUACAAUCGACGGUGUUCUCCGUCAGUAUGGUGUUUAUGACGAGUCUGGAUUGGUUAAAGCUCCAAGGAAUCUCAGUGCUCUGGAGAGCAGCACUCUCCCAGGCGCAGCACUUACAAGUUGGAAUGCAUUAUAUGGACUCCGGCCAGUUAAGGCAGGGCAAUAUGUGCUGGUUCAGGGAACUGGAGGUGUUAGUGUCUUUGGUCUACAGUUGGCUAAAGCUGCAGGUGCAACGGUUAUUGCUACAACCUCCUCUGAGGAAAAGGUUAAGAUAUUGAAGCAGCUAGGAGCUGACCAUGUUCUUAACUACCGAUCUAACCCAAAUUGGGGUGAACUUGCUCGUCAGCUUACCGCAGAUCAACAGGGAGUUGACUAUAUCAUCGACAUUGGUGGCACAGAUACACUUGAACAGAGCUUGAAAUGUAUAAAAAUGGAUGGAAUCAUCAAUUUGGUUGGCUUCUUAGGUGCCAGUGAUAAGCCUCAGCCAGGGCUUCUUGAAGCCCUGAGCCAUGUCUGCACAGUUAGAGGUAUCUAUGUGGGCAGCCGUGCUAUGCUUAAAGAUAUGGUCCGGGCAUUUGAGGCAAACGACAUCCAUCCUGUGGUUGAUGAGAAAGCUUUCACUCUUGAGCAAGGAAAGGAAGCAUUUGAAUAUCUGGCUGCCCAGAGACAUAUUGGAAAGGUCGUUGUGCAGAUCAACUAG
Aspergillus pseudonomiae is the source of this 1026-nucleotide messenger RNA. Its product is annotated as zinc-dependent alcohol dehydrogenase family protein. The record is from RefSeq and is a predicted model, not a curated record. The transcript has 4 exons. Lineage: Eukaryota; Fungi; Ascomycota; Eurotiomycetes; Eurotiales; Aspergillaceae. Bases 1 to 1026 code for a protein of 341 amino acids. Gene Ontology annotation, molecular function: oxidoreductase activity.